UACUUGUAAAGACUAUGUAAAUUCGUCUUCAAAUAGACCUAACGAACAAACUUUUGCAUCAUCCUAAUUUUACAUGAUUAUAACAUUUUACUAUUAUCUACAAUAAUGAUCCAAUUAAUAGCGAUAUCGUCAAAGAGAAAAUCCUGAUUAAUGUUGGUUAUCUUUUUCUCAACAGAUGGUGCUGAAUGCCUUUUGAAUGUUCUCAGCUCUUAGCAUGGCAUCCUCGAAGCAUACAGUCACGCAAGGUACAGUGGCCCGAGUGAUUCGGUAGCGUACGAUUCCAGCUUCAGCUGCGGCUUCUCGCGCGUUUCGCGUUACACAGGAAUCGAGCAAUCUGAAACACCUAAAACGAAAAAGAGAGCCAGAGAGAGAGAGAGAGCGAGCGAGCGACAGCGUGUCCAAGUGUUACGCAGCGAUGCCUCACCCAGAAUCGGCACGGAUGCCGUUGCGAUCAGUCAGGUUGCUUCGACGGCUGCAGGGAUUCGCGAUGUAGCCCUCCUCCUCUUCCUCCUCCUCCUCAUCAUCUUUCUCUCCCAACCCCCCCUCUGCUAGUCCGAGGAAAACAUUCUCUCUCGCGUUGGUAUCGUUGUAACAUCCCGAUCACAUCGAUGCGUCGUCACGCAACAUCGUCGACGGGAUCUCGCACAACAACGGAUCUGGACCGCCUUGUCGAGUCACCUGCGACUACCUGCGUUCCUCUUCAUAGUCCUAAUCAUUGUCAUCUGCAAGAAGUGCCUUCUCUCGAUUACCAAGUCGGCCGCCCGAUCACACGGAAGGCCACAACCGUGUUUCAUCUGUCCCGGCGAUGAACGCGACGAUCUUACCUAUAUACAUCUUUAUAUAAGCCUGCAUUAUGCGCCUGGAAAUGUAUCAAUUAAUUGCACAUACAACAAAAAUGCGUCACGAUUGCUGAGACGCAUCGAAGAGCGCAAGAAACAAACAAAAACUGUCGUCCGAGUGAUCUGAAUCAGACUGGCAAACUUCGAUACAUAACCUAAAAGACAUAAUGUCCCAGCUAAAUAUCAGCACGGGUAAGCGAGGCAGGGGGAUAGCGAGUACCUCCGCGUCGACGGUAUCUGCUUUGAGUAGUUCCACCGAUUUGGCAAGUCUCUUUGAGUGCCCUGUUUGUUUCGACUACGUGCUUCCACCGAUCUUACAAUGUCAAAGCGGGCAUCUCGUUUGCACAAAUUGCCGACCAAAACUCUCCUGUUGCCCCACAUGCAGGGGUCCGCUAGGUAACAUUCGUAAUCUGGCUAUGGAAAAAGUGGCGAGUAAUGUGAUGUUCCCUUGUAAAUAUUCUACUAGUGGCUGUACAGUUUCGCUGGUGCAUACUGAGAAGGCAGAUCACGAGGAUGCAUGCGAGUUCCGUCCAUAUAGUUGUCCUUGUCCAGGUGCAUCCUGUAAAUGGCAGGGAUCGUUGGAACAAGUAAUGUCGCAUCUUAUGAUGAGCCACAAAAGUAUUACAACAUUACAAGGAGAAGACAUUGUCUUUUUGGCAACUGAUAUUAACCUUCCUGGAGCUGUGGAUUGGGUGAUGAUGCAAUCUUGUUUUGGCCAUCAUUUUAUGUUAGUGCUUGAGAAACAAGAGAAAUAUGAUGGACAUCAGCAGUUUUUUGCAAUUGUACAAUUGAUUGGUUCACGGAAACAAGCAGAGAACUUUGCUUACAGAGAUUAUAUGGGUGGUACAAAAUACAUGGGCACAGAGAAUUUAAACAACAAAAUUGUUAUUGUGACAGGAGCUAAUACUGGUAUUGGAAGAGAGAUAGCCUCAGAAUUAGCCAAACGUGAUGCAAAAGUUAUUAUGGCAUGCAGAGAUAUGAAAAAAUGUGAAGAGGCACGCCAAUCUAUCGUAAUUGACACAAGGAACAAGUAUGUUUACUGUAGAAAGUGUGACUUAGCAUCACAAGAAAGCAUUAGAACAUUUGUCGAACAGUUUAAAAAAGAAUUUGAUAAGCUUCAUAUACUUAUCAAUAAUGCUGGUGUAAUGAGAUGUCCAAAGAGUUAUACUAAGGAAGGGAUUGAGAUGCAGCUAGGAGUCAAUCAUAUAGGACAUUUCUUGCUCACAAAUUUAUUUUUAGAUGUUUUAAAAGCAUCUGCACCAUCUAGAAUUGUAAAUGUCUCAAGUGCCGCUCAUCGUAGAGGUCAAAUAAAUAUGACAGAUUUAAAUAGCGAUAAAGAGUAUGAUGCUGGCAAAGCUUAUGCGCAAAGUAAAUUAGCCAUAAUUUUUUUCACUAGAGAAUUAGCAAACAGAUUGAAAGGAACCAAUGUUACUGUGAAUGCUGUUCAUCCUGGUAUAGUGGAUACGAAUAUAACGCGACAUUUGUUUGUAUAUAAUAACUUUUUCACACGAAUAUUUCUGAAACCAUUUGCUUGGCCGUUUAUUAGAGCUCCUUUUCAAGGAGCGCAAACUAUUUUGUAUGCAGCAUUAGAUACAAGUCUUGCAAAUGUUUCUGGCUGUUAUUUUGAUAAUUGCGAAAUCAAAGAAGUAUCAGACGAAGCCAAAAAUGAUAAUCUGGGAAAAUGGUUAUGGAAAGUUAGUGAAAGAUGGACAAAAUUAGAUAUGCAAUUAAGGUGAAUGUUUAUGAGAAGCGGAAAUGUGUGCUCGAUGCGCAAGCGCAGAAAACAAUGUGACAUGGUAGCCAAUCAACCUUUCGCUCUUACGGAAAAGUGAUGGUGACAAGUUGAUUGGCCAUCAGAUCGCUUUUGGAUCGCGACAAACAUUUCCGCGUCCUAUCUGUGCGACUCAUUUUUGUGGCUGUCAAGAUAAAUUACAAAAGUGAAAGGUUAAGAGUACCGUGUUAUUCUUGCGCAUAAUUAAGAAAAUUCUAAUAUUUAUGAGAAAACUGCCAAUGUGGCCGUUCUCAGAUUAUUCUUUGAUUAUAGUAAGUCACGUUUCAAGAA
Messenger RNA from Camponotus floridanus (Florida carpenter ant), 2901 nucleotides. Its product is annotated as E3 ubiquitin-protein ligase SIAH1. The transcript has 10 exons. Gene Ontology annotation, cellular component: cytoplasm. Gene Ontology annotation, molecular function: ubiquitin protein ligase activity; oxidoreductase activity; ubiquitin conjugating enzyme binding. Gene Ontology annotation, biological process: proteasome-mediated ubiquitin-dependent protein catabolic process; multicellular organism development. The coding region runs from base 1007 to 2575 and encodes 522 amino acids. The record is from RefSeq and is a predicted model, not a curated record. NCBI's taxonomy places the organism in Eukaryota, Metazoa, Arthropoda, Insecta, Hymenoptera, Formicidae.